Molecule: messenger RNA, 2133 nt
Organism: Chelonia mydas (Green sea turtle)
Lineage: Eukaryota; Metazoa; Chordata; Testudines; Cheloniidae
Gene: CBX3
Product: chromobox 3
Exons: 6
Coding region: 1047-1601 (184 amino acids)
Biological process (GO): chromatin organization; negative regulation of transcription by RNA polymerase II
Cellular component (GO): pericentric heterochromatin; nucleus
Molecular function (GO): chromatin binding
Source: RefSeq, a predicted model, not a curated record
AUGUCGCUGCUGCUCAGUGCGCGCAGGGAGCAAGGAGGAGACGGGAAACCCGAGCCGCCGGGCACCAUUGAAGUCUGUAUCCUUCUCUCUUUCUCUCGUUUCCAAUUUAACCUCGCUGUGAAUUGGGCAGCGCCCCAAAUCCCUUGCAGCUGGGCUCGUGUUUGGUGUAACUGCAAAGGUCCUGCCCCCCGCCCAACGCCGCCACCGCUGCCCGCCUUUAGCAGCCACCCCAGCUGAAGGGAAGUGGCGGCGCUGGGCGGGAGAAAAGGGAGCUGAGCCCCGGGAUCUCUAGUGGGUGCCUCUCCCCCGAGGUAGGAGGAAGGUUCUUGGGCCUCGCCGUGGUGCAACGCGAGGGGUGUGGGGAGGAGAGCGGUUAGACGCUGGGGGGCCGCCUGGGGAGACGCGGUAGCACCCAGCGUGGAGGCGGAGUGGGCGCGUUCAGCAGACAAAGCGAAGCCCCCCGCAUGGGGGGUGGUUUUUCCGCCGUCCGCCUGGCUUAGCCUUGGAGCGCAAUGGUCGUGCUUCGCGAGGGGGCAACGUGGCGCUGGGAAGGGGCCGUCGCUCUCUCUUCAGGGCGGCUGUGUGAAAUGGUGGCGGGCGGCUUUGGGCAACGCACAUGACUUGCCGGGUCCGGCUGUCGUGUGGCCACAGCUGUUCCCUCCCCCACAAGGGGAAAGGGGCGCAGGGCUUCCCCCUCUAUGUUGGGCUGCAGUUUGUCCCUACUCCGUGCAAAACCGCCAGAUUUGGCUCGCCUAGUCCCGUUAGGUCACCCAGGCCUUUUAUGUGCACCCACCACAAGCCUGUGGUGCAGCCUUACCCCUUCAUUUCUCUACCACGGGCCUUUGUUUCCCUCCCCUCAUUUCAAUGGAGACAAGAUGAGGUGCCCAGCAGCAGGGCCCAACCCUCACCCUCUGCCCGCCCCCCACCGGAUUUGGCUACGAUACCACCUCUCUGGCUGCCAGGAGAUGAGAAUUGGGCGGGAUUGCUGAGUCAAAGGCCUCUUCUGGCCUUUAAUAAAGUAAAAGCUCUGCAAGUCUGCAAUAAAAAUGGCCUCCAAUAAAACUACAUUGCACAAAAUGGGAAAGAAACAGAAUGGCAAAGGUAAAAAAGUUGAAGAAGCAGAGCCUGAAGAAUUUGUUGUGGAGAAAGUCCUGGACAGACGUGUAGUGAAUGGGAAGGUUGAAUACUUCUUGAAAUGGAAAGGAUUUACAGAUGCUGACAACACAUGGGAGCCUGAAGAAAACUUAGAUUGUCCAGAGUUAAUCGAAGCCUUUCUGAACUCCCAGAAAGCUGGUAAAGAAAAAACAGAUGGUGGUAAAAGAAAAUCUUUAUCAGAUAGUGAAUCUGAUGACAGUAAAUCAAAGAAAAAGAGGGAUUCUGUUGAUAAACCAAGGGGGUUUGCAAGAGGUCUUGAUCCUGAGCGGAUAAUUGGGGCCACAGAUAGCAGCGGAGAACUUAUGUUUCUCAUGAAAUGGAAAGACUCGGAUGAGGCAGACUUGGUGCUGGCCAAAGAAGCUAACAUGAAAUGUCCUCAGAUUGUAAUUGCUUUUUAUGAAGAGCGACUAACUUGGCAUUCGUGUCCGGAAGAUGAAGCACAAUAAUCAUUUGCAUUGCUUUUUUAUAUAUAUAUAUGAAUAUUAAAACCUGGAUUUGGAUUUUAUUCUUUUGAUUUAUUAGCAAUGUGAGAAACCUCUACAUUCUAAUGAGAAUUGAGUUUGAUAUGUUUGUUUUUUGAAGUAGUGUGUUUUGCAUCAACAGCAAGUAAAUAAAGGCUUUCUGCAACUUGCUUCAUUAAUGAAAGGACAGCAUUUGAUACUAUUUCCUCCAUAUUAGGUAAAGGCUUUUAUAAACCUUCAUGAUCCUCCAUAGUUAUUACUGAAUCAUAACAAAUGUUUAAACAAACUCACAGAUGUUUUAUAGUCUUCUAUGCUAUUGAUGUGCAUGUAUCUUCUUUACCCCAACCUAGCCCUGUAACAUGUAGAACCAUUCUUUUUAGUCUUUGAGGUAAUUUAGUCCCAAAGAGGCCAGGUAAAAACUAACUUUGUAGUAAUUUGAAUGUUAUCAUACUGUAUAUUGUUUACUUUAUUGUAAAUACUGGUGAACAGUGGUCAAUAAAAUAGUUUUAUAUUCUUC